UGAUAUGGAGUAGCGGUGUUUCGAACGUUCUGACAGCUAGUGGUAGCUAAACUCUCGUCAUCAAUUCACAGUGUUUUGUGUUGGGAGAAUUUUCAUUUUUAUUUAAAUAUUUACAAAAAUUCCCUAAACUAUUUCCAAUCGUUGACAAUUAUUUUAUUUACCAAGUGCAUUAUGUCUCGAAUCAUGGACAAGUCAUCAUUUUUAGUGUUGUGUACCUAAAAACUUAUACAGUUAUUACACAUUUUUCAACAAAAUACAUACAAGUGUAUGUGUGUGUGUGUGUGACUCGAUGAUUUUGAGAUUUUAAAUAGUGGAUUUUAGCAUUUCUUGUCGAAAUGUGGAGUCCAACUCACGUUCAGGUGACAGUUCAAAGAGCCAAAGGAUUGCUCACCAAAGGAAAACACAAAACCAACGAUUGCUUCGUGACAAUAUCGCUUGGCAAAGAAAAAUAUCAAACUUCAGUGAAAGAAAAAGCAAAUGAAAAUGUCGAAUGGCAUGAGGAAUGCGAGCUACAAAUCCCACAACAAGGAAAUACUGCCGAGAUUGUCCUAACAGCACUUCAUCGCAAUUUUCUAGGAGUCGACGAGUUUCUCGGAUUAAUUAGCAUACCCCUUUCCACAUUCGAUGUUUACGAGAGACCCAAAAAUCGAUGGUAUACAUUGAGGAGCAAACCAGGUAAGGAGAACACCAAGGAAAGAGGUGAACUCGAGGUGAAAAUUGGUUUCAUCGUGAAAGCAGGAAGUCUAACAGAUCUAACGAGAAAGGAACGUCACAAAAGCUCUCUGGGACAAUUGUCGACAGCCGCGCAAUCAAUAGGUGGCAGUUUAUUGAGCAUAGGCAGUCUCGAGAAACGAAAGGGUCUGAAAAAACUUGCAAAAUCGAUAGGAAACAAAGUCAAAGGCAAGAGCAAAAAUAAACUCGAUCAUGAUGAUUUGGAUGAACGAGAUGAACAUCAUUUUCGACCAACUAGACAAGAGCCUGGCGAAGCUGAUCCUGGUGUCAUUAGUGAAGACGAGGAUGAAUUCACUUUCGAUGACCUGUCCCACAAGAGUUCAGCGUCAUCUCUAAAUGCCCCGACAAUUGCGAAUCCAACUGGGAAUUCUAAUAAUAACAAUGGAAACACGACAAAUUUAACGAACACAACACAAAAAGUUCAAGCCAUCAACGAAAUUAAUUCGUCGUCUCCUGUUUCAAAUGUGGCACCAAAUAAACCGCCGCGAACGGUAAUCAAUAAUUCCCCAUACUCACCAUUGAUAAAAGGAGAAAAUCAAGAAGAUGACGAAUGGGGACUUAAACUUUAUGGAAAGCAAGGUGGUAAUGCCCUAAAAAGAUGGGAAAAUAAAUCUAAUCCAAGAAUUGUAGUGGAGGAAGCAAAAAAUGAACAACAUGAAUUAUCGCCAGUUUCUUCGCCAUUGCCAGUUUCAAGAUUUAGAGAUACACCAGAGCCACCAAAUCCAGCACCUCGUGAAAUUUCUCUUCCAAAAAAUAAUAAAGAAGAUAAAACGAAUAAAAGUACCAAGGAUGAAAAAUUAUUGACAAGAAGUCCGAAAGAGGAGAAAAUAUUUAAAAAAGAUAAGAAAAAGGAGAAAGAGCAAAAAUUCAAAGAAUAUAAUGAAGAUGGACGUUCAUCAGCGGAGAGAAUUAUUAUUGGUGGCGAGGACGCUACAAAAAAUAUUAAUAACAAAAGUCGAUUGCCACAUGAAGUUCUUGCCCAAUUUGAAGGAAAAUCAAGAGAAGAUUUAAUAGAAUUGACACUUCAACUACAGUCAGAGGUGUCAAACAACGAAAAACGUCUUCACGAUUUGGAAAACUACAUUGAUGCCCUACUGCUUCGAGUGAUUGAAUGUUCUCCACGACUUUUACAAAACCCUUUUCAAAGUCAAAGACGUCUAUCGUCACCAGGACAUCAAUCUCCACGCAAGACUGAGUCAACAACGGCAUGUGCUGUAGUUUUAUACGUAUCGCAAGAAACUUGGUUAAAGUCCAUUUUAGAUGGUAACGCACCUCGAAAUACAAAUGCCGAAUCUUCCGAUGAGGAGGAUGUUACCGAUUAUCAAUUUGAGGAUGAUCUCGAUUAUCUACGAUCAUUGAAUCCAAAGGAAUGGAAAGAUCAGGAUCAUUAUGCAGUACUUGGAAUUUCGAGUCUCAGGCAUAGGGCAACAGAGGAUAUUAUUAAAAGAGCCUAUAAACACAAAAUUCUAAAACACCAUCCGGACAAACGUAAGGCUAUGGGAGAAGAAGUUCGUGCUGACGAUGAUUAUUUCACCUGUAUAACUCGUGCCUGGGAAACAUUAGGAAACACUACUAAAAGACGAAGUUACGAUAGUAUCGAUCCAUAUUUUAAUGACGACUUACCGGACGAGAAAGAGGCUAAGGACAGUUUUUACCAAAUUAUGGGCAAAGCUUUUAAAAUAAAUUCAAGAUGGUCAGUCAAAAAAAUCGUACCCCGUCUUGGUAAUCCUAGUACGUCGAGGGAAGCUGUAGAAAAAUUUUAUUCAUUCUGGUACGAUUUUGAGUCGUGGAGAGAAUACUCAUAUCUAGAUGAAGAAGAUAAGGAAUCUGGACAGGAUCGCGAUAUGCGCAAGUGGAUCGAGAAAAAGAACAAAGCAGCGAGAGCAAAACGAAAGAAGGAGGAAAUGACGAGGAUACGCUCUUUGGUUGAUAUGGCAUAUAAUUUAGAUCCACGAAUUAAAAUGUUCCAACAACAAGACAAAGAUCGUAAGACUGCCGUGAAACGAGCGAAACAAGAAGCCAUAAAAGCUAAACAAAUGGAAGAAGAACGUGUCGCACGAGAAAUGGCCGAAAAAGAGAAACAGGAAAAAGAGAAACGCGAUUUAGAAGAGAAAGCGAGACAAGAUGCACUCAAACAGGAGCGUGAGGCACAGAAAAAAGCUUUACGCAAAGAACGAAAAGCCCUACGUGAUUUUUGUAAAUCGAAAAAUUAUUUUGCUGAAAAUACCGAGGAAAAUAUUCGUCAUAUGGAAAGUGUUGAAAAAAUUUGCGAACUCUUCAAAUUAGUUCAAUUAGAGGAAACAAUGAAAAAAUUACAUGCAAAUGGUAAAAGUGCAUUUUUGACUAUAAUCGCCGAAACGGAGCAAAAAAUUGCUGCUGAAAGAAGAAUUGGUAUAGUGUCUGAUACAAAGAAUACUCUUGAGAAACAGGUCAAAACAUGUAGUGCACCAUGGUCUGAAAGUGAUUUACAACUUUUAAUAAAAGCCGUGAAUUUAUUUCCCGCCGGUACCAGUCAACGUUGGGAAGUUGUUGCAAAUUUUAUCAAUCAACACAGUAAUGUUGCGAAUAGUGUGAAACGCGAUGCCAAGGAGGUUCUAGCAAAAGCCAAGGACUUACAAUCAACGGACUUCAGUAAAUCGAGUCUCAAGGAGCAAGCAAAUAAAAAGGCAUUCGACAAUUUUAUUGCCGACAAAAAAGCCAAAGAUAAUAUUGAUGAAAAAAUGCCAGCAGUUACCGAGAGAUUGGAUCCAAUUUCAAAUGGUGUGACGAACGAGGAUAAGGAUACGAAAAAAGAAAUGCAACCGUGGACAAUUGCUGAACAAAAACUUCUCGAACAAGCACUAAAAACUUUUCCAACCACUGUGCCCGAUAGAUGGGAUCAAAUUGCGAGUUGUAUACCAUCUAGAACAAAAAAAGAAUGUAUGAAAAGAUGCAAGGAAUUGGUAGAACUUGUUAAAGCGAAGAAAGCAGCUCAAGAUUUAAAAUAAUGUUGACUUUUAUUUAAAAUUAGAAUUGUCUCAUAAUUUAUUAAAUGACAAAGAAAAAGCAUUACCGGUGGAUGUCGUCUCCUCUUAGGAAGUAAAUAGGGUUUGCAAUUAUUCGAUUCAAUAACAUUUUUUUAAUUUAAAAAAGUGUUAUAAGCUAUCCGCAUGUGCAGAUGCUUUACAAAUGAAAUUUUCACGCGAGUAAGAAAAUUUCAAUAAUACGCGACUUUGCUUAUUUUGACUCUUUAUAAUAGUGAAAACAUGUUUACUGUUGACAUUCAUUUUUUUACCGUCAGAAGUCUAAAGCUAAUGGAAACAAUUUUUUUUUAAUUAAAAGAAAAGAAUAUAUAUAUAUACAUAUGUUUUUAAAAAUUAUUUUUGAACAAAAUUGGAGAGUGUUAUAAUAAAUUUUUUCUUUUGGACAUUUUUUGAAUCAAUUUUCCAGCUAAGACUAUUUGACAAGUGAUAAUAUAUAAAUCUCGUAUAACGGAAAUCUACGAUAGUUAUAAUUUGCGAUUAUGAAAAUGAAAAAGAUAUUUUACAAUUAUUUCAAUUUUCAUAAUGAAUUGUUAACAUGAAAUUAAUUAAAAUUGACAAGAAAAAGGGGAAUUGUUAAAUUGAAAAUAAUAUAAAAAAGAGGAAAUUUUUUUCAUGGAUUCAUAAUAUAAUGUUUUUUAUAGAAAAUAAUACACAGUUAUAUAAGAUAGUUGAAAUCCUUAUAUUUUAAUUUGACACAUUUUCGACAACAACAUCAACAACAACAAGUUUUGUGUUAGUUUUUUUUCGUAUUCGACAAAAAUGCUAUUCACAGUUCCUUCAGUGUAAUCCCCCAGGAGAAAAAUUUUUAAAAAACGAUGUAAAUUUAAUUACAGGAAAAAUAUAGUAAACUAAAAGUACUUUUAA
Leptopilina boulardi is the source of this 4619-nucleotide messenger RNA. RefSeq names its product dnaJ homolog subfamily C member 2-like. Gene Ontology annotation, biological process: 'de novo' cotranslational protein folding; regulation of translational fidelity. Gene Ontology annotation, molecular function: Hsp70 protein binding; ribosome binding. NCBI's taxonomy places the organism in Eukaryota, Metazoa, Arthropoda, Insecta, Hymenoptera, Figitidae. The transcript has 11 exons. The coding region runs from base 336 to 3719 and encodes 1127 amino acids. The record is from RefSeq and is a predicted model, not a curated record. Gene Ontology annotation, cellular component: cytosol.